AUGUUGUCUGGAUUUGCUGCUCGCUCAAUUCGUAGCAGUCGCUCUUCGCCAAGUCUGGUUCGCCUGUUCUCUACUGUUAAUGCUAACAGAUCUGCUGCAGCAGCAGCAGCUAUCGGUUCAAAGAAUCAGUCCAUGAUUUCAAAACAUGUGGAGGAAGUUGAUCCAGAGAUGCAUGAAAUUCUGAACAAGGAACGUUCUAGACAAAAGCACUCUAUUACAUUGAUCCCAUCUGAAAAUUUCACUUCCAAAUCAGUAAUGGACUUACUGGGAUCUGAGAUGCAAAACAAGUAUUCCGAAGGGUACCCAGGUGAACGUUACUAUGGUGGUAACCAGUUUAUUGAUCAAGCGGAAUCCCUAUGUCAGAAAAGAGCCUUGGAAGUUUAUGGUCUAGAUCCAGAACAGUGGGGUGUGAAUGUUCAAUCUUUAAGUGGUGCACCGGCAAAUUUGUACACUUACUCCGCAAUCAUGCAAACUGGUGAUAGGCUGAUGGGUCUGGAUUUACCUCAUGGUGGACAUUUAUCACAUGGUUAUCAAUUGAGCAGUGGAACGAAGAUCUCUUAUGUCUCAAAAUACUUCCAGACUAUGCCUUACUGUGUUGACCCUGCUACUGGUUUGAUUGAUUAUGAUGCUUUAGAUAUGACUUCCAAGCUAUUCAGACCAAAAGUUAUCGUCGCAGGUACAUCUGCUUAUUCUAGAGUCCUAGAUUACAAGCGUUUCCGUGAAAUUGCUGAUGGUUGUGGUGCCUACUUAAUGAGUGACAUGGCACAUAUUUCAGGUUUAGUUGCAGCUGGUGUUACACCAUCACCUUUCGCAUUCUCUGAUAUUGUUACCACAACAACUCAUAAAUCAUUGAGAGGUCCAAGAGGAGCAAUGAUUUUCUUCAGAAAAGGUGUUAGGAAGGUUACGAAGAAGGGAAAAACUAUCAUGUACGAUUUGGAGAAAAAGAUUAAUUUCUCUGUGUUCCCUGGUCAUCAAGGUGGCCCACACAACCAUACGAUUUCAGCAUUGGCUGUUGCUUUGAAACAAGCAUCUACUCCAGAGUUCAAGCAAUAUCAACAACAAGUUGUGGAAAAUGCACGUAUCUUUGGUGAAGCAUUAAGCAAGCGUGGUUUUAAGCUAGUGUCCGGUGGUACCGAUACUCAUUUGAUCUUAAUUGAUCUUUCAAAUUUGGGAAUUGAUGGUGCACGUUUAGAAACUAUAUUGGAAAAAUUAAAUAUCGCUGCUAACAAAAAUACUAUUCCAGGUGAUAAAUCUGCUCUUUUCCCAUCAGGAUUGAGAGUUGGUACACCAGCAAUGACGACCAGAGGUUUCAAAGAAGCAGAAUUUGCGAAGGUUGCUGAAUUUAUAGAUACAGCUGUUAAACUAGCUAUCGGUUUGAAAUCUCAAGAAUCACCAGACUCGAAAGAUGUCAGAGCACAACUAGCAGACUUCAAGCGGUUAUGCGAGGAUUCUGAACAGGUCAAAAUACUAUCUCAAGAGAUUUCACAAUGGGUUGGUGAAUAUCCAGUCCCAGGUGAAUUAUAA
Zygotorulaspora mrakii is the source of this 1524-nucleotide messenger RNA. RefSeq names its product glycine hydroxymethyltransferase SHM1 (gene SHM1). Gene Ontology annotation, molecular function: glycine hydroxymethyltransferase activity; serine binding; cobalt ion binding. The record is from RefSeq and is a predicted model, not a curated record. The transcript has a single exon. The coding region runs from base 1 to 1524 and encodes 507 amino acids. Lineage: Eukaryota; Fungi; Ascomycota; Saccharomycetes; Saccharomycetales; Saccharomycetaceae. Gene Ontology annotation, cellular component: cytoplasm. Gene Ontology annotation, biological process: L-serine catabolic process; folic acid metabolic process; tetrahydrofolate interconversion.